Messenger RNA from Guillardia theta CCMP2712, 1611 nucleotides. RefSeq lists its product as hypothetical. The annotation marks the transcript as partial. The transcript has 5 exons. The record is from RefSeq and is a predicted model, not a curated record. Lineage: Eukaryota; Cryptophyceae; Pyrenomonadales; Geminigeraceae.
CCAGCUGGGCGGCUUCUGGAGCUCCGCAUCCUCUCAACGUGGGGGGACGACCACUACGUGGGGCUGUCAGGCAUCGAGAUCUUCGACGGCAGGGGCCAGCUGCUCGCCUUCCAGGAUCCCACCGCAAACAUCCGAGCUGAGCCAGCAGACAUCAACUGCCUGCCCGGCUAUCACUCGGAUCCCCGCACAGUUGACAACCUGCUGGACGGGGUCAACGGCACCUGCGAUGACCUGCAUCAGUGGCUCGCGCCGUUCAAGGCGGGGGAGGCGAACCUGAUUUUCAUCGACUUGGAGGAGACAACAACGGUCUCGAUGGUCAGGGUGUGGAACUACAACAAGUCUCGUAUCCAUGCCGCGCGCGGUGCUCGGCAGGUCGAGCUCUACCUGGACAGCACCAUGCUGUUCAUGGGCGAGAUACGUCCAGCUCCCGGCAACCUUGCAGACGCCGAGGAGCACGCAGAGAUUUUACUCUUCACACAAGAUCCUAACCUACUCCAUGCCAUUGCUACCAGCAUGGACAACCAGAGGCCCUCGACCCCCGGAGACGAUCAGCAGAAGAUGUCGAUGGAGGAGGAGCAGACUGAGCUGAGGCCUGAGGCGAGCAGGACAGCAGCGAGCGGGAGAAAUAUGUCAGCGCUCGUUACCCAGAUCGCUAUCUCUAUCCUUGACACGUGGGGAGACUCUUGCUAUGCCGGGCUGACUGGAAUCGAAAUCAUAUCUGAGAAUGGAGAGAAGAUUGCCCUGAAAGACGAUCAGAUCUUCGCCAACCCCCGCGACCUCAACGACAUCCCGGGCAGCCAUGCCGACCCUCGCACCAAGGACAAGCUCAUCGACGGGCACAACGUGACCUCCGACGACCAUCACAUGUGGCUCAUCCCCUUCACCCCCGGCGCCUCCCACCUCCUCCAAUUUGACCUUCUCGCCCCCACCAGCGUCGCAGCCGUCAGGCUAUGGAACUACAACAAGAGCGCCGAGGACGCAACCCGGGGAGCCAAGAGGGUUCUCCUCAUGCUCGACGGCCGACUCGUCUCCCCGGACUGCGGCUUCGUCCUGCGCAAGGCUCCCGGACACGCCAUGUUCGACUUCGGGCAGACCAUUACCAUGGAGGAGGCGCUCACUCAGACGCGCUGGUCCCUUCCUCGCAGCCUCAACGAGUCUCCCAAGUCCCUCGCUCAGAGCCUCGCUCGCCUGCAUCCCAUGUGCGACGCCCCCUGCCUUCCCCGCGGGCUGACGGUGAGCUUCGUGCUGGCAGCCAGCCAUGGCGACCUCUACUACAUCGGCCUCAACGGCAUCAAGCUGUUCGAUGAGCUCGGCAACGAGAUCAACCUGCAGCCCAAGCAGAUCGUGGCGGUUCCCGGCAGUAUCAACGAGCUGCCGGAGGUGAGGGAGAGAGGAGGAGGAGAUUGCCGCACACCCGACAAGCUAGUGGACGGGGUCAACGACACGUGGGACGCACAGCAUCUGUGGUUGGCUCCUCUAGCGAAGGAGGGGACGAACAGGAUCUUUGUGCUCUUCGACGCACCUGUAACUCUCUCCAUGAUUCAGAUCUGGAACUACUCGAGAACUCCGUCCCGAGGGGUCUCCGAAGUUCACGUCGCUGUCGACGGCCUC